Molecule: messenger RNA, 2216 nt
Organism: Dipodomys spectabilis (banner-tailed kangaroo rat)
Lineage: Eukaryota; Metazoa; Chordata; Mammalia; Rodentia; Heteromyidae
Product: F-actin-capping protein subunit alpha-1-like
Exons: 1
Coding region: 5-793 (262 amino acids)
Biological process (GO): barbed-end actin filament capping; actin cytoskeleton organization
Cellular component (GO): F-actin capping protein complex; actin cortical patch
Molecular function (GO): actin filament binding
Source: RefSeq, a predicted model, not a curated record
CAAGAUGGCCGAUUUCGAGGAUCGGGUGUCGGAUGAGGAGAAGGUACGCAUAGCUGCUAAAUUCAUCACCCAUGCACCCCCAGGAGAGUUUAAUGAAGUAUUCAAUGAUGUUCGGCUACUACUUAAUAAUGACAAUCUCCUCAGGGAAGGGGCAGCACAUGCAUUUGCCCAGUAUAACAUGGAUCAGUUCACACCUGUGAAGAUAGAAGGAUAUGAAGAUCAGGUCCUAAUAACAGAGCACGGUGAUCUGGGUAAUAGCAGAUUUUUAGAUCCAAGGAACAAAAUUUCCUUUAAGUUUGAUCACUUACGGAAAGAAGCAAGUGACCCCCAGCCAGAGGAAGUAGAUCGAGGUUUGAAGUCUUGGAGAGAAUCCUGUGACAGUGCUUUAAGAGCCUACGUGAAAGAUCAUUAUUCCAACGGCUUCUGUACUGUUUAUGCUAAAACUAUAGAUGGGCAACAGACUAUAAUUGCAUGUAUUGAAAGCCACCAGUUUCAGCCUAAAAACUUCUGGAAUGGUCGUUGGAGAUCAGAGUGGAAGUUCACAAUCACACCACCUACAGCCCAGGUGGUUGGAGUGCUGAAGAUUCAGAAUGAAAUCCAAACUGCCAAGGACUUUAUUAAAAUCAUAGAGAGUGCAGAAAAUGAGUAUCAGACAGCAAUUAGUGAAAACUAUCAAACAAUGUCAGAUACCACAUUCAAGGCCUUGCGCCGGCAACUCCCAGUUACCCGCACCAAAAUCGACUGGAACAAGAUACUCAGCUACAAGAUUGGCAAAGAAAUGCAGAAUGCUUAAAAGCUGACUAUAGGAUUCUUCAGUGUGUGGAAGGAAAAGGAGUCAACGUGGUCAUAUGAUAAAUAAGUGAUUUAUAAACAAGAGUGAUAUUUUGCUAGGGCUUUCAAAGUUAACUGAUUUUCUAGCCUCAUGGAAUACUGUUGAACCUAUAGCAUUGUCUUAGUAUUUUUUUUUUUGUGUUCUCUACCUUGUAGUUCUCUGUUAUCACUAUAUCUACUAGUGUAAAUCUUUUUUUUUUCCCCCUCCUUGCUACAUUUAAUGGAGAGAUCUAUCCUGGAGUCAUUUUACAGUUUAGAAAAUUUUCCUAGCCAUGAAUUCCUGUUAUUGAUUUAAACAGAAAAUAUGGUCAGUAGGGGUUUUGUUGUUGUUGUUUUUAACCCCUAUUCUUCAAAGCACUUCUGGUACCUGCAGUAGUUUUUACUGAUCCACCAACAGCUAAAGAGGCUAUGCUACAAAUUAGCUAAAUAGAAGACACAUUCAUCCUUCUCCCUCUGCUUAGAUCAUCACCUAUAACAUCUCACAAAUGUAGUUUGCAGAAGUUUAGACUUUUCAGAUCUAUAGGUUGCGGGGGUGCGCAGAGGAAAUUUUCUAGAAAUUCCAUGAUACUUGGCUUCUCUGGGGAUCUUGUUUUUAAAUCCAAAGAGUUGAACCACAUUCCUUACACAUGAACAUUUGCUUUUUUUUCAUUCUCGCAUUGUCUUCUCAUUAAGCAGCAUUGUAGUUAGAAACAUCUACAUUUUUAGGCAAGUUCUGCCCAUUUAUAUUUUUGUUUCCUCUCCAAGAACUGCUGACAUAUUGUGGAUGUAGUAGAGUAUGAAACUUGAAAAACAUAGAUGUUGAAGGAAUGAAUAAUAGGUAUCUUGUGCUUUAAGAUUUUGUGGCAGGAUUGUAAUAUAAGCAAAUGAAACAGACAACUAUGUAAAUCACAAAAACUAAAAAUGAACCAAAGUGAAAAGGAUAACUUCCAGGCAGUAUCUUUCUAUUAUUACCUGUUAUUUAAGGGAAUACUAGUGUUUUCUUCUAAAUAGGUAUAAAACUUGUUCCAAAUUACUCUUCCUUGAUCCAGCCUGCCAAGAACUCAUGUAACUGUGAUAUAAGCAACCCUUCCCAGGUAUAUUGGCAGGUAUGUUUAUGAUCUCAGAAUAUGCAGGUAACAUAGAUAUGAUAAUGACAACUGGUAAUGGUGGAUUCAUUUACAUUGUUUACACUUCUAUGACCAGGCCUUAAAGGAAGGUCAGUUUUUUAAAAACCAAGUAGUGUCUUCCUACCUGUCUCCAAAUAAUUGUCAAAACAGAAGGGUGUUUGUGCUUCAGCUUUGUUUUUGCUCUGUAAUACAGUCAAGCAACAGUUUGUUUCUCAGUGAAAGCUAUGUAAGCAUUUUUGUUUAUUUCAAAUAAAAUAUAUUUGUAUUAUUUGUCAUUCA